AUGGCGGAGAUCGUAGCUUCCGCGGUCGUCAGCGAGACGCUGAGCAGGGUCUCCUCCUUCCUCAUCGACAAGUACCGCGACCGGAGAUCAACCGAGAGAGACGACGACACGGAGAGGCUGGAGAUGGCGCACAUCAGGAUGGAGGCCGCGCUGGAGGCGUCCGGCAAGUGGCCACCGGCCACGGACGUCCCGCUCCUACGCUGGCGGAACAAGCUGAAGCGCGCCGCCGACGAGUGCGACGCCGUCCUCCGCCGAUGCAAGCGCGGCACCGUUGAAGACCAAGGGACAAGGCAGUGCCCCUCCUUCCCAGCACGGAUCGCUCACGCCACGAGAUCCUUCUUCUCCUCGACCUCGUCCUCCCCCUCUGGCCACAACGACGGCGAGCCGUCGAUUGACUGCUCGGAAGCCGUCGUCCGGAGGUACGAGAGGUUCGCGGACGGCGCCAGCGAGUUCCUGAGGUUCUUGGAGCACGGCAGCGUGCGCCGCCAGAUGUUGAUCCUCGAUCCCCUCGCGGGGCACCUCCUCGCGGGCAGAGCUUUCCAGUACGAGGUCUCUCAGGGAAGCCGGCGCUACUACUUCGCGGGGCGGCCGAUGAGUUCUCUAGAGCGAGGAUUAGAGGGCGGGGUGCUGCUCCGGUGCCGUGACCACGAGGCGCCGGAGCACAACUUCGUGCUCGGAAUUCUGAUGCGCCUCACGGAAAGCACGGACAUGGCCGCGGUCGUGGCCGAGUGCUUGGGGUCGCGGUUGCUCGCCCCUCACCUGAAGCCCGUCGCCGAUGCCGCCACGCAAGAGCUCGACCGGGUGCACACCCGGGGCAUGUAUUGCUACCCGUUUCUUGCUUCUACUGAUCCGGUGUAUUGGAACAUUCACUUGUCAGAGACUCGACGGGCUCGCCCAGAGCCACUGUGCUGCAAAGGAGGACACGACCACAAAAACUCCAUGACGAGAUUGCCAGGCGCAUUUCCAGAGCCGGUGAUCAAAUUGUUCGUGCAGCGCCAUGUCUCGGCAAGGGAGAGGAGGCAGAGCAGGAGGAGGAAGAAGGAGAAGAUAUCUCUGUCGGCUGUUGUUGGUAAUGGCCUGCAGCUUACAACCGUCUUCGCGCCACACGCGUCCACGGAGGAGCUGCCUUCCGGAGUCGAGAGCAUCGCGGUCGAGGUGGUCGACGGGAGCCGGGAUGAGCAGGUCUUGCAUGAAAACGUUGGGUUGCAUCAGCUGGAAGAGUUGCUGCUGCCGGGCGCGACUAGGCGUCUCUGCCACGGGGCUGCAGCCGCACAAUUAUCGCAGCCGGCGCGUGAGGUGUUCUGGAGGUCUGGACAUGGCGUGGCCUACCUUUGCGUCGAGAAGUCCGGCACCGACAUGGCGAUGUGCAGGGCAACCCAGUGGCAGUUUUGA
Messenger RNA from Triticum turgidum subsp. durum (durum wheat), 1392 nucleotides. Lineage: Eukaryota; Viridiplantae; Streptophyta; Magnoliopsida; Poales; Poaceae. The record is from the annotation of a GenBank genome assembly.